Molecule: messenger RNA, 829 nt
Organism: Frankliniella occidentalis (western flower thrips)
Lineage: Eukaryota; Metazoa; Arthropoda; Insecta; Thysanoptera; Thripidae
Product: trypsin 5G1-like
Exons: 3
Coding region: 166-612 (148 amino acids)
Biological process (GO): proteolysis
Molecular function (GO): serine-type endopeptidase activity
Source: RefSeq, a predicted model, not a curated record
CUGCGUGUCGUCAGGAAGCAGGGCCGGGACGUGCACCUGCUGACGGUGCGCGCGGGGUCGGACAGGCACGACGAGGGCGGCUCGGAGCACGCCGUCGUGGAGGGGCAGCGCCACCCGCGCUACCGGGACGAGGCCAACGACUGGGACGUGGCCCUCCUGCGGGUCAUGCCCCCCUUCGACCUGGACCAGACCCGGGCCGUCGUGCGGCUGCCCGAAUUGUCCGCCGGCGGCGACCAUCAGAACACCCUCAGCGCCGGCGCCUGGGUGCUGGUGUCCGGCUGGGGCGUGGAGAAAGAGGACUCGGACAGGCCGGCCGUCUCCCUGAGGAAGGCCAAGCUGCGUGUCGUGAACCACAUCGUGUGCCGCCUGCUGUACGCCACCGUCUCGGUCAUCUCGGAGCACAUGAUGUGCGCCGGCAGCGCGUCGGGGAGGGACGCCUGCUCGGGCGACAGCGGCGGGCCCUUGGUCCACACCGACCCGAUGAACGUCACCACGCAGUACGGCGUCGUGUCGUUCGGCCGAGGAUGCGGCCACAUGUACCACCCGGGCGUGUUCACGAACCUGGCCGACAAGAGCAUCCGGCUGUACGUCAAGACAGUCAGCGGCAUCUAGGGCGAAGGCGUCACGGCACGGAGAGUCUCAUAAUCGCUGUUUAUCUAUUGUAAAGUGAAUGCAUUCUACGUUUCCGCGGGCGCCAGUGAAAUCAUUGUGAAACUUUGUUUUGAUUACGUAGAAAAUGACGUCUGUUUCUCUAUCAGCAGUAGAUUUUCGACAUUAUUAAGUUGGUUUGCUUUGAGGGCCAAUGACUAAAUAAAUGCCAAAUCGGAAA